GAUAGACGCUGUAACACUAGCCACUAGGAAUCCUUGUACCUAUCUUGACUCGCUGUUACUUGAAACUUAGUAAAGCAUCAUGUCCGGGAGUCAAGAAGAUAGUCUGCCGGAAGGAUGGGAAGCUCGCAAAAGCCGAAGCACCGGCAUGAUAUACUAUCUCAACACUAAGACUAAGAAGUCACAGUGGGAGAAACCAGAGACCCCGGCUGAAGAGGACGACGAAGACUCUAACUCUCCUAAGUCUGUUAGAUGCAGCCACCUACUUGUGAAGCAUGCAGGAAGCCGCCGACCUUCUUCUUGGCGUGAAGAAAACAUUACCCGCACCAAGGAAGAGGCUAUUGAGCUUCUUAAAGAUUAUCGUGAAAAGAUAGCAAACAAGGAGGCAACAUUUGAAGAACUGGCUAAAGAAUACUCUGACUGCUCGUCUGCUAAACGCGAUGGCGACCUUGGCAUAUUCAAGAGGGGCCAGAUGCAGAAGCCAUUUGAAGAUGCUGCUUUCGCCCUGAAGGUUGGUCAGCUCAGUCAAAUUGUUGACACUGACUCCGGGGUUCACAUCAUACUCCGAACUGCUUAAAUCUAGACUGAUUUCAACUUAAUAACUCUCAUCGUUUAAUCAAUCUAUAGUUCUUUUACAAUUGUUAGUUAUUAUAAUAAGUUCAAGUGCAGUGAAAUCCAGUAUCAAUAAAAUGUAAUGAAAUUACUUUUUUGAAGAAUUUGUAUGGCUUGUAUUUUACAUUUGCAAGUUUAUACUGAUUUCACAGUAUGGCAAAGUUAUCAUAAAAAGUUUCUCAACCUUCAUUGAAUUUACAAAAACAUCAUUACCUUCCAUCAACAUCAAUGCUUUUACAAUGAAAAAAGAUUUAUAGUGACAAGUUUUGCAUUAUCCAUCAACUUAUAAUGUAACUUUUGUAGUACUUACUUUAUAACACAAAAUGAUAAACGUUAUAGCAUCAGACUUAACAGUUUAGUUUAUAAUAUUUUGAAUUGAAAAUUGCAUAAAAUGUAGAUAAAUAGAGUUGCUCAAAUAUAAUGU
Molecule: messenger RNA, 1033 nt
Organism: Hyposmocoma kahamanoa
Lineage: Eukaryota; Metazoa; Arthropoda; Insecta; Lepidoptera; Cosmopterigidae
Product: putative peptidyl-prolyl cis-trans isomerase dodo
Exons: 3
Coding region: 80-574 (164 amino acids)
Cellular component (GO): cytosol; nucleus
Molecular function (GO): peptidyl-prolyl cis-trans isomerase activity; protein binding
Source: RefSeq, a predicted model, not a curated record